AUGGUUGAAGUGAAAAUGCUAAGAAAUAGUAAUUUGCUUACUGCUAUCAUGGUUUUUCAAUUUUUUUUGAUUGCUUCGGAACUUGCAGAUAGCUGGGUGUGGCUUCCGGACCCCUCUGGUGGUUACACAGUUCGAGGUGCAUAUAGCUUGUUGACUUCUCUGGUACCUCAGGUUGCAGACUUUGCCCUGGAUUUGGUGUGGCACAAACAGGUUCCCUUGAAGGUGUCCGUUUUCGCGUGGAGGCUCAUCCGUGAUCGUUUACCAACAAGGACAAAUUUGAUUGCUAGAAGGGUGUUGGUGCCUGAUAUGUCCUCGUGUGUUGCUGGUUGUGGUCAUCCUGAAUCGGCGCAACAUCUCUUUUUAUUGUGUAAUACUUUUGGUUCUCUGUGGCAUUUGGUGCGUGAUUGGAUUGGUUGCUGUGGGGUUGACACAAAUAAUAUUUCCGAUCAUUUUCUUCAGUUUACUCAUUUGUCAGGUGGUGGUGUUGCUAGACGGUCUUUUUUGCAACUCAUUUGGCUUCUAUGUGUCUGGGUUAUCUGGAAUGAACGAAAUAACCCCUCUGGUGUCCUCAAAGAAGCUUCAGCCUCUUCCCUCUUAGAGAAUUGGACAAAAGCUUGUUCACUAAAUCAUUAUGUGCCUCAAAAGAUGCUUCAGAGGCUCUCGGGAUGGCAUCAUUUGCUUACCUUGACUGGAACUGGAAGCACCGUUCUAAUUCAUCAUUAUCUUCCUUUGAUUGAUUAUCAGGAAAAUGAAAAGAACUCAUUGUAG
Medicago truncatula (barrel medic) is the source of this 768-nucleotide messenger RNA. RefSeq lists its product as uncharacterized. The transcript has 4 exons. The coding region runs from base 1 to 768 and encodes 255 amino acids. NCBI's taxonomy places the organism in Eukaryota, Viridiplantae, Streptophyta, Magnoliopsida, Fabales, Fabaceae. The record is from RefSeq and is a predicted model, not a curated record.